Messenger RNA from Aspergillus uvarum CBS 121591, 3471 nucleotides. RefSeq lists its product as uncharacterized. NCBI's taxonomy places the organism in Eukaryota, Fungi, Ascomycota, Eurotiomycetes, Eurotiales, Aspergillaceae. The transcript is spliced from 5 exons. The record is from RefSeq and is a predicted model, not a curated record. The coding region runs from base 37 to 3315 and encodes 1092 amino acids.
UGCGCGUUGAGUUCGGCCUGACGCCGCUUCUCCACCAUGAAUAUCAAUCGAGAGGAGCGGCAGCAAAUGCGGCAGCGCGGAGCAGCGUCACGUAAGACGAAAGAGAUCAACUUUGGUUUUUCGUUUGGGCUAGCUCCGCCGCCGGACGAAGCUACAGAUUCCGCGUCGCGCCCGGCCGAUGCUGGUGAGCCUUCUGCCUCACUUCCGCCGCCGCCGCCGCCAACAACAACAACAACAACAACAACGACGACGACGACGACAGCAGCACCGCCAAUCACUAUAGAAAGUACAAGUAUCGCGGAUGAAGCCACGCAGAUUGGCUUGCCGCGUACGGCUGAGCCUUCGACCUCCCAGGACCAAGAACCCGCUCGACGGAUCUCAGGAAGCGCGCGCACCAGAUCCUCGCCCAGACUGUCUUCGCCUAGGAGUCCGUCGGAUGAUGCGACGCAAGCCGGUCCAAGUCGCAAGAUUAGAAAACUUGAUCACCCUAGGAGCUCCCCUACGAGUUCAGUUGCUGCGCGCAGUGCUGAGAACCUCCUUUCUCUCGCCAAUGGGAUUGCCCCGAUUGAUCCAGCUCAAACCGCCGAGGAAUCAGCUGUUGCGACUAAGCUUACUCCUGAACCUGUUCCGACCCCUCCUUCUGAAGCCCCGAUCGAGAAACCAGCAUCACCGAUUGCGCCGGUAGCAGCCUUUAUAACGCCCAAUGACCUUGCGUCUUCGCCGGCUCUCCAGGAACCAGAGUCAGCGACAGUGGCUACAGAGAAGCUGUCCCCGAGGUCUAAGUCAGCAUCACCCAAAUCGAACGGGACACCCUCACCACCAGGUAAGAAGGCAAGAGGCAAGCGCAAGAGACAAGGCUCUCAGGAAAGCAAACGAUCGUCGCCUACGACAACCAGUCCGAAGACGAGGGAUGCGCAGAUCGAACCACCAGCCGAGCCUAUGGAUACAUCGUUGGAUGUACAACCUGUAACUACAAAAUCAGCAACGACAGCUGUGCCAGAUACUGUUGAACCACCAAACGACACAAUCCUUCCAGUUCUUCCUGAGUCGACCGAACCCGUCAAGCCCCAAGCCGUCACCGAGCCCCAAUCGACUGCCCAACCCCAAGAAACGAUUCGAUCCCACGCGGCCACCGAACCUCAACCGACUACGAAACAGUCGAGACUACCCGUUCCUUCGCGAACUAAGCGGUCACGAGGCGAACGAGCUGCAUCCGUCCAACCAUCUACGACCACGGUCAAGGAGCCCCGAGUGGCGAGAGCAGGCUCCGCGGAGAGCACGCCAGUUGGAGCAAAGGGAAAUAAGAGGAUCCGGACCCGGAUUGAUGGGGUCUCUGAGCGGGCAAAUGAUGCUUCCAUCACCAAUGGGAAGCCAGAGGGUCAAGAUAUGGAGCUAGAUGCUCCGCAAGGAGCAGAGGUGAGUGCUGCGGAGCGAGAGGGGGCCCGCAGAGGACGUCCGCAACAGUUGGAGGCCGCAGAACUGAGAACGAAGCGCGCUGGUCGCCCCGGGAGAAAGGUUUCACCCUCUCUCCAGGACGUGGUCGAGGAGGAGGAAGCCCCAGUUGAGGACGCACAGAAGGAGGUGCAGCAGCUGGAAGAGUCGGCAUCACAGCCCAUGUCGAGAGGACGGAGACCCAAGGCAUCUGAGCCGCAGCCGAUGGAGCCAGAGCCGGAGCCACAGGAGCAGGCCCUACCAUCGGAGGCACAGCCGAAGCGCAAGGGACGACGACCCAAACAAGCAGAGCCGGAGCAAGCGGAACCUACACCAGAGCCGCAGGAUCAGGAAGCAGAGCCGGAGACAGCAUCUCGCUCAAAGCCCAGAGGACGGAGAGCCAAGCCAACGGAGCCGCUACCAGAGGCAACAGCAACGGCGCCAGAACCAGCAGUGCCUGAAUCAAGGCACAGAGGGCGAAGAGCGAAGACCGCUGAGCCAGAGCCGGUAGAGCCAGAGCCGGUAGAGCCAGAGCCGGUAGAGCCAGAGCCGGUAGAGCCAGAGCCAGUGAUUCCUGAAUCGAAACGCAGGGGGCGCAGAGCAAGGAUUGCGGAACCAGAGGUUCCACAACCAGAGACAAAACCGGCGGAACAAGCACCGGAAGAGCCAGAGCCAAGGUCAAGAGGGCGGAGGGCACGGACAGCUGAGCCGGAGGCAGCACAAGCGGAGCCCGUCCCGGCAGAUCAACAGCCAGCUGAGGCAGAGCCCAGGCGCAGAGGGCGCAAAGCACGGACAGCUGAGCCGGUUGAAGCACAACCACAGCCAGAGCCAGAGCCGGCCACGCAAGAACCGGUUGAGACAGCGCCGAAGCCCAGAGGGCGGAAAGCAAGAGGAGCCAAGUCGACACCGCCGAAGCCAGCAGAAGCUGUUCCGGAACCUGAUGUGGUCGAACCCGAGGGUGCACUGCCAGAACCAGAACUGGAGCCUUCGCAGGAACCCGCAGAACCCCGAUCUCGUAAGCGUGGUCGUGGCGGCAGGCAGGCAGAAGAGAGUGUCGGGGUUAGCGCGACAUGCGAGGCGGACAACGUCGCAGCAGAAGGCGCGGGCAGCGCAGAGCCUCGGACGCGGAGACGCAAGCCCAGACAACCUCGCGGAGAGACCGUGCCGGUGACUGUGCAUCGUCUUGCCAACGUUGCUGCUCUCGGGGGCGAUCCCACACUGCUGGAGUCGUCGGAUGACGAGGGCGAGACCGCUGAGGCGUCGUCCGACCGGCAGCAGGCCAAGCUGCCCAGCCGCGGCGGCGUGAAUGUGGCCGACGUACUGGGCCAAAUCUGCCGCGAGACCUUGGAAAAGACACUAACGACGCUGACUAACGGCAUCGACGGUGAAGGGAACGCCGCGCGGCGCGCCGAAUGGACGCGCAAGAAGAAGGUGGUCGAGGCGUACGGCAGCGAACUGGAGGGCCGACUGCUCGAGCUGAGCGAGAUACUGGACGGCAACUUCGUGCUUGGGGUCAAGAUGCGGAAGGCCAAGCGCGAGAUGAUGGAGUAUCGGAGUCGACUGUACCAGGUGCGCAAGGAGAGAGAGGCGGUUGCGCUGCAGAUGGACGCCGUCCGGCGAAAACAUGCCGAAGAUGAGUCUGCACGAAAGGCGCGAUCGACCAUCAACAACUCCCUCCACAGCCUUGACCUCGCCCUUGAGCGUCGUCAGACCCACCCGGCCGACCCUGAUGAGACCAGUGAUCUGGCGGGGAUGGAGUUCCUGCUUCGCAACGUUGCGGAGACGGUCAGUUCCGCCGCCCCCGGCGGCCAGGGCGGGCUGUUGCAUCAACUUCGCUCCUUCAACGCCCAGCUCGAAUCUACGGCACGGAGGCUGGAGAGUUGAGCGUUGAGCUUCUUCCUCUCGACCUUGGUUGCAUCCAUUCCGUUGGGGUUGAGACCUUUAUCAUCCGACUUCUUUUUCAUUGCCCUCCCUGUCUUGCUCGUCUUGCUCUUUUUCUUGAUCCCGAAUACCCACAUCACAUGAACACUGCGACAGGAG